CUUCGCCAUUGGUUGUGCGGACCAGAGGGGCGGGGGGAAGACCCACGGUCCCGCUGAUUCCGCCGCCCGGGGCUCACACCAGCUGCGCCGGCUACCCGCCAGUGCGCUCCGGCCCCGCGCCGCACGCUGAGCCCGACAUUCCCACGGACGGCUUCGCGGGCGCGGAUCGCCGAGACAGGGGCGUCUACGAGGAGCUCAGCGCGGCCCAAACCCCACCCGGGGUGCCGAAGCGCGGCCGGGGAGGUCGGCGCAUCCGGACCCGCAGGCAGAGUGCUCUGAAGAGCUUGACACGGGUUCAUGGUUCUCAUUAAAGAAGCUUCAUGUAAGGCUUCCUGGAGAGAAGAAACGUAAUGAACAUAGAGCAUUUGGAGACAUAGGGAUAUAGAUGUGAAUUCCAGUCCUGCCUCUAAGUGGCUGGAUGACAUUGGAUGCCAAUGGACACCUGAUCCCCUGCUGCCUUUGAAAACCAAGAAGUUUUGUUGUGCUGAUUUAACUGCCUACAAUCUUUGCUGAUGCUAUCAUAAAAAAAAAAAAAAAAAUGCUGGUUCUGUCCUUUUUAACCCCUGUGUGAAACUGACUUUUAACAUCCUUGUGCGUUCUUUGACCCUCCAUAAAGAUGUCUGAACCUGACUCUUCAUCUGUAUUUUCGGGUAAUGUGGAGAAUGGAACUUUCCUUGAGCUAUUUCCCACAUCCCUGUCCACAUCGGUGGACCCUUCCUCAGGCCACCUGUCAAAUGUCUACAUCUAUGUGUCCAUAUUCCUCAGCCUUUUAGCAUUUCUGCUUCUGCUUUUAAUAAUUGCCCUCCAGAGGCUCAAAAAUAUCAUCUCCUCCAGUUCCUCCUACCCGGAGUAUCCAAGCGAUGCUGGAAGUUCUUUCACCAAUUUGGAAGUCUGUAGUAUUUCCUCUCAAAGGUCCACUUUCUCAAACCUUUCCUCAUGAAGAAGACGGAAGAAUUCCUGAAUGCUGCAGCAGCCUAGGUUUUCCCUUGCAGGAAGUGUCACAUGAACCAGUUGCUUCAUGAAAGAAAUAACCCCUUUCUUUUGCAACCAAUUAGACCUGUUUCUCCUCCUUCACCCCUC
This is a messenger RNA of Zalophus californianus (California sea lion), 1080 nucleotides long. It is a transcript of the gene SERTM1, whose product is annotated as serine rich and transmembrane domain containing 1. Bases 617 to 940 code for a protein of 107 amino acids. The record is from RefSeq and is a predicted model, not a curated record. Lineage: Eukaryota; Metazoa; Chordata; Mammalia; Carnivora; Otariidae. Gene Ontology annotation, cellular component: intracellular membrane-bounded organelle. The transcript has 4 exons.